AUGUUGCAAGGUAUAAUACGUGUUGAUUUGCAUGCAACCGGAAAUCUUGAAUCCCGGAUCUUGGAUCUUGGAUCUGAGAUCAUUCAGACGGCUCCAUUAUUAUCUUGCCUCCGUCCCCCUGGCAUCUUUGCCUCAGUCAAUCGAGAACCCGAAUCCGCGUCUCUUUCAGGUACAGAAACUGGCAUGCCCGCAUGCAUCGAAGUUAUAGAGUCCCUGAAAACCAGGAGGAAACGACGGCUCUUCGGUUGGAUCCUGGUUAUUCUCUUCAUCAUGAUUCAUGAUUACGGGGCAGAGAGCCGCCGGACCUUGGUUUCCAGGUUAGCCUUAGAAGCAGCUUCAGGGUUCCUUGCUCUGCGACUGGCUCAGCAAACCAGCGAAUCCCAGCCCAUAGACACAUCCUCCAGGGGCGGCUAA
Messenger RNA from Paracoccidioides brasiliensis Pb18, 414 nucleotides. RefSeq lists its product as uncharacterized. The record is from RefSeq and is a predicted model, not a curated record. The coding region runs from base 1 to 414 and encodes 137 amino acids. The transcript is spliced from 2 exons.